Molecule: messenger RNA, 1671 nt
Organism: Achroia grisella
Lineage: Eukaryota; Metazoa; Arthropoda; Insecta; Lepidoptera; Pyralidae
Gene: Hakai
Product: E3 ubiquitin-protein ligase Hakai
Exons: 9
Coding region: 239-1471 (410 amino acids)
Biological process (GO): protein ubiquitination; regulation of cell adhesion
Molecular function (GO): ubiquitin protein ligase activity
Source: RefSeq, a predicted model, not a curated record
AGCGACCAAGCUACCGAAUCGAAUCUGACUUAUUCAUUAUAUUUUAUAUACUUUUACGCUUUAUUAUUACUGAAUAUACUUACAAAACGAAACUACUUAUGUUCCUAUUAUUUUUUAUUAAUGUUCCUAGCUUAUCUGACGGACUAAGAACUAAAGUAAACCUACGUUAUAAAUUGUUGCGUCAAAGUGAGGUUAGGAAGGUAACAGUAAACCAUAAUAUCCACCAGAAUUAACUGCAAUGAACAGUGAGAAAAGAAAUUCACGGGGCCGUGGAAGAGGGAGAGGCCGCGGUAGGGGAAGAGGCAGAGGUCGGGGUCGAGGCAAGAAAGUGCCCAAAGUGAUGUCAAGUGACGAAGAGGAAUGUUCUAUCGAAGAAAGCUCACAGGACCCUGAUGAUGCAACCUCUGAGGAACCUAAGCAGGAAAAUGACCAGGCUGAGCCACCUAAAUUGGAGGUCCCAUCAGACAUAUCACAACUGGAGGCCCCUGUGUUCACAACUCUGCAACGGGGUCCUCCAGAGCCCAUGUUGCGGUUAGAUUGGGGUCACAGGGCUACACUUAUUGGUGAAAAAGUUCUGAACCCUAUGAUCUAUUGCUGUGAUAUAUGCUCAAAACCUAUACUCAUUUAUGGACGAAUGAUACCCUGUAAACACGUAUUUUGCUUUACCUGCGCAAGAGCUGAUCAUACACACUGCCCACGAUGUAGGGAGAAGGUACUGCGUGUAGAACAAACAGGUCUCGGUACUGUGUUCAUGUGCACACACUCGGGAACAAGAUAUGGCAACACUGGAUGUCGUAGAACUUACCUCUCUCAGAGAGACCUGCAAGCACACAUCAACCAUCGUCACGUCUCGUCGGGUUCUGACAGUAAACCUGAGCCGGAGGUACCUAGUCCUUCUGUUGCGAUAGUCAAACCCAUCACGCUGCCAUCUGUGGGCGCAAAUGACCCCCGCGGUCACACCCUGUCGGGCGGCGGCGCGGCGGCGCCCCCCGCGGGCCCCGGGCCCCCCGGGCCCCCCGCCCCGCCCGGGCCCUCCGCCGGGGGCGCGGGGCCCGCCGGGGACCGCCCGCGCGGCCGCGCCAACCUCAUCACAGUGCCCAUACAGGACCAGACCGAAUCGCACUCCUACUACAACUACUAUCCGCCGCCGCAGCCGGUGCCUCCGCCGGCGGUGUCCGCGGGCGUGGUGUUGCCGCACAUGGGCGUGCCGCCGCCGCAUUCCUACUACUCAGCGCCGCCCUACUCCGCGCCGCCCGCCGUCUACGUGCCGCCGCCCAGUAACAUGACGACGAACGUGUCAGGCGGCGUGGGCUUGUCGGUACCACUGGGCGAGGGCUCGCGCUGGCCCGAGCCGGCGUACGCUCCGCCUCACGCUGGCCACACUCCUCACACUCCCCACGCGCCGCAGGCCUGGCCGCCGCACACGCAGCACGCCCAACACCAGCAGCAUCAGCACCACUACUACAGGUAGCCCCCGUACCGACGCAGUUACAGUUCUUACAAGUAACUGUGGUUCUAUGGAUUGUCAAAAUUGACUGACUGUACAAGUGUGAUUGAUAUUGGACUCUCAACCUUUGCUACAAAGGUUUAAUUCGUGAAGCAAGUUACGUGAGAAUAUGGACUCUUUACAAUCUCGAAUGUCUCGUGAUAAAUGUGGUAGCAUAAUACGUA